CUUGUUCGUGACAUAAAGCAGGCAUAACGGGAUGGUAAAUACACAAAUAGCGAUCUGAGACGUUAAAGCAUUUAAAAGGAAACGAUUUGACAGUUUAAAGGAGAACCGUAAUAAUUUUUUGAUAUUAUACGGAUAGGAGAAUGGCAAAUUUAUCAGUAAAAAGAAGUUAUGAAGAUGAUAAUGGUGGUACAUCAAAUGCAAAAGAGAGAAAAGAACUUGGCAUUAAUCGGUACUUAACCUAUGACGUUAUAAGAAUUAUAUUUAAAUAUUUGAAUGGAAUGGAACUAUCGAACGCUUCAAUGGUUUGCAGAUCAUGGUUGGAAAUGGCAAAUGAUGAAAAACGAACUAGGAUAGGUCCUGUCUGUUUCACAGAAAAUUUAAAAAGGGGUAUACAACAUUUUAAUAUAAAAAUUAUUGAAAAAUUACGAAUAAGACCAACAUUUGGAUUAAUUUUUAAAGCUCCGUGUAGAGGAUAUAAUAGAAACGUUUGUAAAUGUAAAAUUCUUCCGAGAAAUUGUGAUGCUGUAGUGCUAGCUACAUUUGGUAUACUUAUCAAUAAUAAUGAAAUGGAAAAUGCUUUAGACAAUGUGGUAUGUGCAUUUUUACCUGAAAUACCUAAUGUGAUGAUCAAAGUGAUUAAAGUUCCUGCUCCUAUAGGAGAUAGGGCACAGUAUUAUAUAAGAAUAAAAACAAAUCUAGAUAGUCAUAAUGCUAAUGGAUCUAAAUGUUUUUUAAUACUUACUAAUCAGCAAGGUCGUACUACAGGACAAGCAGUUGCAGAUGUAAUAAAAUUAUGUGACAAAACAGUUAAACCUUCUGUGUGGGGAGGAGUAGUCAAGGAUUUAUCUAUAUAUGAGUUAAACAACACUACCAAUUAUAAAGGUUGUCAUUUUGCAUCUUGUGUUGUAAUUAUUAUAGCUGGAUCGGUAGAUUCAUGGUCUAUAGUUGUGGAUGAAAGUUGUGAUACUAAGGAACUAGUUGAACAGAAAUUAAAAUCAUUCAAGAAUCAUAUUCGAUUAAGAAAACAUUCCAUAGGCUAUAUGUUUGCGUGUUGUGAACGCGGAAAAUAUAUGUUUAAUGAAUACAAUGUGGAAUCAUCUAUUUUCAAAAAAUUAUUUCCAACAGUACCAUUAGUAGGUUGUUUCGGUGACGGAGAAUUUGGCGCAACUACGAUACCAAACAAAAAUUUUAAUGAUAACAGCGACACUUUAUAUUACGAGAGAUCAUCUGUCUUUUUAAUAGUUACAUAUGGUUGA
Molecule: messenger RNA, 1256 nt
Organism: Eufriesea mexicana
Lineage: Eukaryota; Metazoa; Arthropoda; Insecta; Hymenoptera; Apidae
Product: F-box only protein 22-like
Exons: 5
Coding region: 141-1256 (371 amino acids)
Biological process (GO): positive regulation of proteasomal ubiquitin-dependent protein catabolic process; protein polyubiquitination
Molecular function (GO): protein binding
Source: RefSeq, a predicted model, not a curated record